This is a messenger RNA of Suncus etruscus (white-toothed pygmy shrew), 3295 nucleotides long. RefSeq names its product activating transcription factor 6 (gene ATF6). NCBI's taxonomy places the organism in Eukaryota, Metazoa, Chordata, Mammalia, Eulipotyphla, Soricidae. Gene Ontology annotation, molecular function: DNA-binding transcription factor activity, RNA polymerase II-specific; RNA polymerase II cis-regulatory region sequence-specific DNA binding. The transcript is spliced from 16 exons. Gene Ontology annotation, biological process: endoplasmic reticulum unfolded protein response; regulation of transcription by RNA polymerase II. Gene Ontology annotation, cellular component: nucleus. The record is from RefSeq and is a predicted model, not a curated record. Bases 118 to 2076 code for a protein of 652 amino acids.
CCUCCGGCGGCCGCCGUCGCGCCAUCUUCUGAGCAGGUUGUUUGCGGCCGGCCGCGUCAGUCGUCGGGUUCCGGUCGUGCGCAGGUGUCAGCGCGUUGGGCGGGUGCGGCCGGCGCCAUGGAGCCCCCGGCCAGCCCCGACCUCUCACAGCAGGCGGACGAGGACUGGGGAUCUGCCUUGUUAUCGGAGCUUGGCUACUUCCCCGACACCGAGGACCCGCUGCUGGACACAGGCAAUGAGCUGUAUGAAAGCACUUUUGAUAAUCUCGAUUUUGACUUGGAUCUGAUGCCCUGGGAGGCCGGCGUCUGGGACCUCAGUAGGCCACCAUGCACAGUGGAUGACAUCAAGACAGAACCUCUGUUCCUGUCCCCAGCUGCCUCGCCCUGCUCUGUCCCGUCUCCUGAGUCUGUGGUCUCCUCCACUUCCUCCUCCACACAACAUGUGCCUGAGGAGCUGGAUCUGUCCUCGGCAUCCCAGCUGUCCCCCCUCUCCCUGUAUGGUGACAGCUCUUCCAUGAAGGAGGACAAACCGGCCAUCGGCCUCCAGAGCAAGACGGAAAAUGGGCCCAUUCUGAAGAGAAAAGUGCAGGCGAGUUCGAAGCCUUUGAUCCAGCCCAAGCCCCUGUUACUUCCGGCGGCACCCAAGGCCUUGGCGCGCAGCAAUGUCCCUGCCAAGGCCAUCCUGAUCCAGGCGCUGCCCACAGUCGUGCCCCUGGCCAAGCAGCAGCCCCUCAUCAGCAUCCACCCAGCACCCCCUAAAGCGCAGACUGUGGUGCUCUCCCAGCCCACUGUGGUGCAGCUGCAGGCGCCCCAAGUGCUGCCCUGUGCCCAGCCUAUGUUGGCCGUGGCUGGAGGAGCUGCACCGCUGCCCAACCAUGUGAUGAACGUGGUGCCUGUGCCAGGAGCUGGUAGCCCCAAGAGCGGGAAACUGUCACUGGCCAAGCCAAUGCUGCCUAGUCCCUCGAGGAGUGCAGGCUCUGACGUGGCCUUGCUGCGUCGGCAGCAACGCAUGAUCAAGAACCGGGAGUCGGCCUGCCAGUCACGUCGCAAGAAGAAGGAGUAUCUGCAAGGGCUUGAGGCCCGGCUCCGCGCCGCACUCUGCGAGAACGAGAAGCUGCGUAGUGAGAAUGGCUGCCUGAGACGCCAGCUCGACGAGAUGGUGUCCGAGAACCAGAGGCUCAAGGUGCCCAACCCCAAACUCAGGCCCGUGUGUGUCAUGAUUGUCCUGGUGUUUCUUUUCUUCAACUACGGGCCCAGUAGCAUGCUUGAGGAGUCUAGGAAGCCAAGCCCCUCAAGGAGCCCCCUGCGUCCAGGCCGGCACCUUCUAGAAUUCUCCACCAAGGAGACAUCAGAAGCCUCAGAUGGGGUCAUCCCGAAAACCCAUUACAGGGCCCAGCACACUGUGUCGGAUAACAAGGCCCUGAUGGUGCUCAGGGAUGAGCCUCUGCUGUACAUCCCGCCACCUCCCUGCCGGCCCCUCAUCAACACCACUGAGUCACUCAGGCUGACCCAUGAGCUCCGAGGCUGGGUCCACAGGCAUGAAGUGGAGAGGACCAAGUCACGGAGGAUGACAAGCCGGCAGCAGAGAGGCCAGGCCCUGCAGGGUGCUCUGGAGCAGGGUUCGGGGUCCCAACUGAUGACCGUCCAGUACACGGACACCAGCACUCUCAGGAACCCUGGCAAUGAGCUGCAGGUGUACUAUGCAUCACCCCAGAGUUACCAGGACUUCUUUGAAGCCAUCCACAGGCGGGGAGACACAUUCUACGUCGUGUCAUUCCGGAGGGACCACCUGCUGUUGCCAGCCACCACCCACAACAAGACCAGCAGACCCAAGAUGUCCAUUGUACUGCCUGCCGUGGGCGUGAACGAGCACGUCAUCAAUGGGCAGGACUAUGAGGUGAUGAUGCAGAUCGACUGCCAGGUGAUGGACACUCGAGUCCUGCACAUCAAGAGCUCGGCUGUGCCGCCCUACCUGCGUGAGCCACGCAACCACACGCAUGCGGGCGCCUUCUACAGUGGUCCGGCAGCCACUGACACCCCGCAUGUGCUCAGCACUGUCCCCGAGGCCCUACAGUAGCUGCUGUGCCCAAUGCUCGGGCCUACCGGGUCCAUCCCUGUUUCCAUGAGUGGGUUAGCAGGGAGCUGAGUUAGUUUUCUAAGGGGCCCCAGCCUCAGGUGGAAGUGGGUGCUGGGAGGGUCUGGGGGGUGAGGGUCAUCUCAGGUGCAAUGUGGGGUUGCUUUCUGCUUUUUCCUUUAAAAAAAGGAAGAUUUUUCAGGGGCAUUGAAUGAGUUCUUCCUGUAGGGAAGCGGCCACAUUGGAUGGGAACCCUUCUGCCCUGCCCCUCACCACACAUACACACAUGUGCAUACACAUACACACACCGAAUGUGCCAUGAUUGGGAGGUCAUUGAGAUCCAAGAGAUAAGGAAGAUUGUGAGAGUUGGUGGUGGUGGCACAAAUUGGGGGCCCAGUGCUGUUGUAUGUCUUCCCGCUGGCCCCUGAGGGUUUUGUGGGAUCAUCAGGGAACUGUGUUCUCCAGGACACACAGGGCGUCUCCCGAAGCUCCUCUUUCAGGCUAGCUCCAGCCCUGGGCAAGGUGGGCAGUGCCUUGCUGAUAAACUGAGUAAUUUGGGGGGUGAGUUUUCUUUGGGAGGGGCAGCUCACAGGAGUUAAGGGGGGCAUGAUGGGGAAAUGUAUAUGACUUAAUUUAUUGUUUGGGUAGAAUUUUUCCAAUUUAAGGACAAACAAGUCGGAGGAAGGGCCUUUAGCAGGGGUCUGGGAGUGAAUUGGGCCAGUAUAGGGAGCUUCAGAGAGCAUUUCCCGGUAAUCCUAGAAUCAUGGGGAACUCUAGCCCCAAGCCUGGCAGGACAGAGCUGUGUAAGUACUUCUUAGAGAUAGCAGGGGAUCCUGGGGUGCUGCCAGGUGACCCCCAACACCAGUGCAGUGCCCGAUGCCCGUCUCCUGCUGCCUUGCCUACCAGCCACCAGGAACCGUUAAGCCCUUGAAGAGGAGCUUCUAGAACCUUAUAGCACCUUGUAGUUCUUUGCCAGGAGGAGCUGCUCCAUCGACACAGGCUGGGGGUGCCUUCACUGCUCCUUUCCACUGCCGACCUGAGUCAUACUGGGCAUGGCUCCACCUUCAAAGAGAGAGGAGGCAACUUUCUUCUGCAAGGGCUGUGCCGAGCCAUCACUUGUCAGCCUCUGCCUGAGCCUUUGGGGGCGCCUGUGGGUUCUACUGUCAGCUGGAGUGGGGUUGUGCUGGGCCUCUGUGGAACCCACAUAAAGUCUUCAAAGUGC